Messenger RNA from Suillus clintonianus, 1911 nucleotides. Its product is annotated as WD40 repeat-like protein. NCBI's taxonomy places the organism in Eukaryota, Fungi, Basidiomycota, Agaricomycetes, Boletales, Suillaceae. The transcript is spliced from 10 exons. Gene Ontology annotation, molecular function: transcription corepressor activity; protein binding. Gene Ontology annotation, biological process: regulation of transcription by RNA polymerase II. Gene Ontology annotation, cellular component: histone deacetylase complex. Bases 80 to 1747 code for a protein of 555 amino acids. The record is from RefSeq and is a predicted model, not a curated record.
GACGAAUUGCAACUCCGCUAAUGGCUCGAGAGCUACAUAGCUUGGUUGAGCACACACAUAUAUCACUCAGAGAGCAGCUAUGCCGGCGCCCCUUCUCAUCACAGCGGAUCAGGUCAAUUGCCUGAUACAUGCUUAUUUUUUGGAUUCUGGCUUUCAGCACUCUGCUUUCGCCGUACGAAUGGAAGGUCGUCUCGACCAGUCGCCUCACAUCAAGAAGCACAUUCCACGCGGUGAACUCAUCGAACUUCUGAGCAAAGCGCUCCUCUACUCCGAGGUCGAGGCCCAUUGGAAGGGCGACGAGUUGUCUACAAAUUGUUCAGCUCCGUUUUCACUCCUAGACCCUCACGCAUGUUCGCUCCAGCCUCUUUCUACAAACGACGUACGUGAAACUAGUGCCGCUAAGGUGAAUGGCGAUACUACCGGUAAAAGGAAGGCAACCACCCCCUCUGAAGAUGCCCGCGCCGAGAAGAGAGCAAGGAAGGAGCAAGACGAGAAGGACGCGCAAAUGAACGUCGACAGCGCACCCGCCGCAAAGCCAAAACCGAAGGACGUCAAGUCAGACGCAUCUCAAGUCGUACCAGAACCUCCCGUUAAGAGGCUUAAACACAAACCUAGUGUUGUCGGAGCACGUCCUGGUGCCGUCCGGUUCUUACAGGCCCACAAGACCGAAGUUUUUGUUGUCGCAUGGAAUCCUUCUACAAAAGGCCAGCUAGUCUCUGGGUCGCGUGAUGCUGUUGUGAAUUAUUGGGCCGUGCCCGAUGGACCAAACAAUGAUCAUACAGCCCUCAUACAACCAACUCUAACUUUGUCAGACCUAACUUUAACUUCGCAGGCUGAUUUGACAUCAUUGAACUGGAAUCAUGAUGGCUCACUCGUAGCUGUUGGCUCCUAUGAUUCCAUCCUAAGAGUUUACACCGCAAAUGGAGAAACGUACUUCUCUAACGGUCACCACCAGGGUCCCGUAUUCGCUGCAAAAUUUUCACCCUCUGGCCAAUGGAUCCUGACCGCCAGUCUAGACUGCACCUCAUGUGUAUGGGAUGUCAAGCGUAAGAGAGUAUAUCAACAGUAUCGUAAUCACGGAGACGCAUGCUGCUUGGAUAUCGAGUGGCUGGACGAUUGUACUUUCGCAAGUUGCGGCGCAGACAAAGUCAUUCAUAUCUUAUCCUUGACAACGGCAAUUACCGAUCCAUUGCAUACUCUUGAGGGCCAUGCAGGGGAAAUCAACUCUAUCAAGUGCAAUCCUUCUCGAACCCGGCUAGCAUCGUGUGCGGACGACGGUACCGCGCGUAUAUGGAACAUCGAAAACAUACAUUCCGAGAAAGCUUUACCAGACCCUGUAGUACUCAAUGGUCACCAACAAUGUCUCACCUCCAUAGAGUGGUGUCCUGUCACUGGACCUGAUGAUCAUGAACUGGUUGCAACAGCCUCGUUUGAUGCCACCGCCCGACUGUGGGAUACUGUCACAGGAGAUUGUACCAAGGUCUUCGCGGACCACACCAAACAUGUCUACGCCGUUACCUUCAGCCCCGAUGGGCGUCACCUCGUCACUGGCGGAGGUGAUGGCUCGUUGAUUAUAUACGAAGUCAAGUCAAAGGAGAAGAAAUGGUCGUGGUACACAGGCGAGAAGUCUGGGAUAUUCGAGAUUGACUGGCGAAGUUGGGGGAAUUCCAGCUUGAUUGCGUUGGCUCUGGAACGUCAGAUGGUGGCUAUUGUUGAUCCUGGCAAGGUGCCUGCGCUUUACACUUGAUUCCUACCUGGACUGUAUUACAUUAUCAUUAUUGCGCUAUGUACCGCUUGCUAAUCGGUUUGCUUUGCUCUUGAUUGGAGCCGCCGUGGUGACGUAGUUCGCACGAAGCCGCCGGCAAGCGUUCCGUUAUAAUGGCUGCGACGGUGCAUAGAUUUCUUCAGCGA